CAGGACCCCUGUCACAAAACCCGGGUUGAAGGGGGUUUCCAAGAUGGCGCUGCCCAUGCAGCGGUGCUGGUCUAGGUUGCGGGCUGUGACCUUACCGUGGCCGGCGGCGGGUUAUCAUGCCAAGCCGCUGAAUCUCAACCUGAGUGGCGUCUACAUCCCCGAUCCUGAGGACCCCAAGACGAAGGAGUGGCACAAGGGUCCGGCCUAUGAGGCCAAGCUGUACGGCAAGUAUGGCAGCAUCUCGGGGGUGAAGCCUGAGCAGCUAUGGCCGAGCCCCGAGCAGCUGCAGGCGCUGGAGGAUGAGGAGAAGGAGUGGUACCCCAGCUUGCGGGAGAUGCAGGCCAAGGUGGAGGCCGAGGAGAAGGCGCUGCGGAUGAAGGAGCAGGAGAGGGAACGUCUGAUUGCUGCCAACAUGAAAAAGAUGCCAAAGAUGGUGGAGGAAUGGCGCAGAGCGAAGCGAGAGGCACGGCAGAAGGCGCGGGAGGAAAAUGCCAAGAAGCAGCAUCUGUUGGCACUGGCUCGUGAGAAGUUUGGUGUCAGUAUUGAUAGCCGCAGUGCUAGGUUCCAGGAGAUGGUGAAGGAGAUGGAGAAGGAAGAGAAGAGGAAAUUAAAGGCUGUGAAGAGAAUACAGCGCGAGGAAGAGAAAGCGGCCAUUGCAAAAGCCUUAAACGUGGCCUCCGCUGCAAAACCACCAACAGCCCCAGACAGUGGCAGUCCUGAGUAAUGCCGUGUUAUCCACAUUCAUCGAGAGACUAAUACAGAGGA
This is a messenger RNA of Nanorana parkeri, 765 nucleotides long. It is a transcript of the gene GADD45GIP1, whose product is annotated as GADD45G interacting protein 1. NCBI's taxonomy places the organism in Eukaryota, Metazoa, Chordata, Amphibia, Anura, Dicroglossidae. The record is from RefSeq and is a predicted model, not a curated record. Bases 44 to 724 code for a protein of 226 amino acids. The transcript is spliced from 2 exons. Gene Ontology annotation, cellular component: nucleus.